Amphibalanus amphitrite is the source of this 2019-nucleotide messenger RNA. RefSeq lists its product as uncharacterized. Lineage: Eukaryota; Metazoa; Arthropoda; Thecostraca; Balanomorpha; Balanidae. The coding region runs from base 377 to 1549 and encodes 390 amino acids. The record is from RefSeq and is a predicted model, not a curated record. The transcript has 8 exons.
GUCAAACAAGUUGAACCACUCGUUUCGGAGCGUGUCAUUCUUUUUGAAAACUGUGUUGCAAUUUCACCUUUUAAUUUUACAUUCGCAUAGCAAAAAAUAUUUUUUCCAGUAGGGAAGAAAGUUGAAUCGACGUGUUUGGAUACUUGUUUUCUGAAAAUCUGAAUAGCUAGGAUUAACUGAUGACCUCAUAUUUAAAUCAUGCUCAUUGAUGUGUCUACACUUCUGCUUAUAUGCCAGUUCUUUCAUGAGUUUCCCCCUUGCUCUUUUCGUGUGUGUUACUUUGACGGAGGCGUGAGGGUGAAUCAAAACUUGCAAGACGCUUCGGUUUUUUAGGUUUCAAUACAAUUUCGAGGUUGUUCGUGUUGCUGGCUGCAAGAUGCAUUCCAGACGUUCAGGGAGCCCAAAUAUGGACCCGCUUCAAGCCAUGAGGCGGAUGGACUUCCCUUACUGUGUCCAUGAAGCUCUGAAAAAGCUUGACCAGAUAGUACACCAGGAACCAACACGACUGCGACCCAUUCAGCCGUUCGUACAGCUCCUUAUCAACGAGUUCAUCAUCUUUGACGGCACCGGUAACAGCAAGUUCAGGAGGAACCUUAACAACGUACAGAACCUACAGCUUCUUGAGGUUCUGGGCGACUACUUCAGCCUGCCAAACUCGGAAGCAGCGCGCGUCAUGGCGUUCAUGGUGCUCUUCCAGCCGGUGCCGGGACCCGAGGGGGCCGCCGGACGGCGCGUGUCGCUGCUGUGUCGACUUGUGUCGCUGGCUGUGUCCACUCGUAAUAGCCAGGUGCUCUCCUGUGCCGGCGCCUGGCUACUGCAGCAGGGCUGCACAUCGGCCGCCGCACUGCGGCUGGCCGAGUCACUCCUGGAGGACCACCUCCUGCCCCUACCCCCUCCUCCCUCCAGCUCCGGAGAGGAGACACCCGACCCCCCGGCGGCUGACAGUCUGCCGGAGCUGGCGCCCCUGUUCACUGCGGGGCUGCUGACGGCGCUGACACAUCUCUAUAGGGAUCUGCGCAGCCGCCCGCCGCCGCCGGAGCUUAUCUCGCAGGUGCUCCGCUGGCUGGAAUCGAGCCCCUCCCUGCCGCUGGUUCCUCUCUCCGGGACCGGCCCCGUGCCUCUGCCCAGCUCGGCGCCCCCGCCGGCCGCCGCCUGCCCGGCUGCUGGACUGAUGACGUGGUCGGUGCUGUCGGCUGCCGUGGGACCGUCCCAGACGGUGAAAGGAGCCGAUCAGAUGGCGAGACUGCACCUGCUGCUACUCACGUGUCUCCUGGAAGUGCCCCGGCUGCGACCUCAGUCGGGCGGCCGUCCGGCCCUGCUCACCCACGGCCAGCUAACGCGACUGGUCACUGCGCUAGAGUCGGCGGGUCUGGGGGCCGACCAGCCACCGGCACCCCAUCAUCAGCUGGCGCUGGACAGGAUGGCACAGCUGUUCCAGGUGGCGCUGGCCGUGGAGGGACUCGGACAUAAUAAACGCGAGAGUCUACAGCAGCUAAGUCGGCUUCGGCAAACGCCUCUCAUCCGUAUCGUGCUACAGCACAAUAGCUAACCAAAGCGCCCUCCCGCCCAACGGACCAGCCGACCAGCCACAACUCAUCCACUUGGAUACUACGGUGGGUCCGCCUUACGGCCUUAUCCCACCCGGGUCCCUGGUGGCACCCAUUGGGUCAAAAAAGUGUGAUCGGUGAAGUGCGUUUAAUUUGGUCAGAGUGUAACUACUAUGCUGUGGCCAGGAGCGAGGCUGGUUUCUUGCUGGAAUGAGCCGGCUAGCCAGUGUCUUCUAUUUCCCAUAGCGAUACUAGGUUCUGGCCUGGUCGAGCCUGAUCAGGCCUGAGGGUCUGUUUAGGUUAGAAACAGACCGCCGCCGAUGAAGAAAGGCUGAGGCGUUUGUUUAGAACGGUGAUCAAGCAUGCGAGCUCUGAAGCGUUCAUAAUGAAAGUGUCUUAUGUUAUGUGUUCAGCUAAAGUGUCCAUAUUUUGCCAUUGACUUUGUCCAAUCAAUACAUCAUGAUGCAUUGUA